Molecule: messenger RNA, 1226 nt
Organism: Medioppia subpectinata
Lineage: Eukaryota; Metazoa; Arthropoda; Arachnida; Sarcoptiformes; Oppiidae
Source: the annotation of a GenBank genome assembly
GACACCACAUCCACUAGACGUGUGUCUCUCUGGCGAUGGCGUCCAAGAAUAACGAGACACAUAUCAUGCGGAUUAUGAAAGACAUCCGUGAGUUCUAUCGCGAAGACUCCCAUCAGAUGUACGCCGUGGCCGAAGAGGACGACCUGACACGCGUUCACGCCCUUCUCAUCGGCCCCGAGAAGACUCCCUACGAGAACGGCUUCUUCUACUUUGUUCUCAAAUUCCCGAAGGACUACCCCCUGAAGCCGCCGUCCGUUAAACUGAUGACCACCGGCGCCGGUAGAGUGCGGUUCAAUCCCAAUCUGUACGCCUGUGGCAAAGUGUGUCUCAGUAUUUUGGGCACGUGGUCUGGGCCCGCGUGGACGGCGUGUAACACACUGUUCACGACACUGUUGUCCAUACAAUCGCUGAUGAAUGAGAAGCCGUACCACAACGAGCCCGGCUAUGAGGAGACCAAAAUCGGUGGCAAAGGGGGCAAAUUCAAGGUGUUUGAGUCGCUCGGCGGCCGCAAUGUGGGCGACGCCGUCCGCAACUAUAACGAUAUCAUAGGACACGAGACACUACGGGUGGCGGUCAUCGAUAUGCUGACGGAGGGCGGGGCCGACGCCCGCAAUAUGCCCCCAGCGUUGCGCAACGUUAUGAUAUCGACCUUCAAACAGAACUACCACUACUUCGAGGACACGAUUCGCGAGCGACAGUCGAUGGACGGCCAGCCGAUGACCGACCCGUUCCGCGACCACCAGAGACCGCCCAACUUUCAAUACAAGGAUCUGUUGGCGAAGUUGUUGAAGUUGAAGGCCCACUACCAGAUCGGCGAUGUCCGGCCAUCCGGCGCCGCGCUCUCUUCUCCCGGCGCCGCCUCUGUGCUCACCAAUGGUUGCGUCGCAUCCGCGUCCACCGCCGCCGCAGCCGCCUCGACAGCGGGCGGCCCGUCGUCUACACCGGAAUUGAUUGAUUUGACGGUCGACUCGCCGGUGCGCCGACCGGCCGACGACUCGCCCGUCGAUGAGCUGAUGGAGCCCUACCUGAAGAAGAAGAAGAAGGCCGUAGAGAUGGGAGAGUCGGCCCCGCGGGAGCCCAAAGCGAAUGAACCGAAUUGGGAUGAAGUGAUUAAUAUGAUGAACGAUGAGGAGGGAGAGCUCGAUGAGUACGAAGAGGACACCGAUAGCGACAGUGACACCGGUAGCCAUAGCUCUGACCAACACAUGGCUGACCCCCAGCCCUGA